GCUCUCGGCGCCGCCUCCUGCUCCUCCCGCCGCUUCCCUGAGUCACUGCCUGCGCAGCUCCGGCCGCCCGGUUCCCCGUGCUGUCCACCGAUAUUUGGCGUUCUUAAAACAUGGCAGACAUUGACAACAAAGAACAGUCUGAACUUGAUCAAGAUUUGGAUGAUGUUGAAGAAGUAGAAGAAGAAGAAACUGGUGAAGAAACAAAAAUCAAAGCGCGUCAGCUGACUGUUCAGAUGAUGCAAAAUCCUCAGAUUCUUGCAGCCCUCCAAGAAAGACUUGAUGGUCUGGUAGAAACACCAACAGGAUACAUUGAAAGCUUGCCUAGGGUAGUUAAAAGACGAGUGAAUGCUCUCAAAAACCUUCAAGUUAAAUGUGCACACAUAGAAGCCAAGUUCUAUGAGGAAGUUCACGAUCUUGAAAGAAAGUAUGCUGUUCUCUAUCAGCCUUUAUUUGAUAAGCGAUUUGAGAUCAUUAAUGCAAUUUAUGAACCUACAGAAGAAGAAUGUCAAUGGAAACUAGAUGAAGAAGAUGAAAUUUCGGAGGAGCUGAAAGAAAAGGCCAAGAUUGAAGAUGAGAAAAAGGAUGAAGAAAAAGAAGACCCCAAGGGAAUUCCUGAAUUUUGGUUGACUGUUUUUAAAAAUGUUGACUUGCUCAGUGAUAUGGUUCAGGAACAUGACGAGCCUAUUCUGAAGCACUUGAAAGAUAUUAAAGUGAAGUUCUCAGAUGCGGGCCAGCCUAUGAGUUUUGUCUUAGAAUUUCACUUUGAACCCAAUGACUAUUUCACAAAUGAAGUGUUGACAAAGACAUACAGGAUGAGGUCAGAACCAGAUGAUUCUGAUCCCUUUUCUUUUGAUGGACCAGAAAUUAUGGGUUGUACAGGGUGCCAGAUAGAUUGGAAAAAAGGGAAGAACGUCACUUUGAAAACCAUUAAAAAGAAGCAGAAACACAAGGGACGAGGGACAGUUCGUACUGUGACCAAAACGGUUUCCAAUGAUUCUUUCUUUAAUUUUUUCGCCCCUCCUGAAGUUCCUGAGAGUGGAGACCUGGAUGAUGAUGCUGAAGCUAUCCUUGCUGCAGACUUUGAAAUUGGUCACUUUUUACGUCAGCGUAUAAUCCCAAGAUCAGUGUUAUACUUUACUGGAGAAGCUAUUGAAGAUGAUGAUGAUGAUUAUGAUGAAGAAGGUGAAGAAGCGGAUGAGGGUUAUCAGCUCUUUGAAGAAGUCAAAAGCUGCAGUAAACUUUUUCAACGUUGGCUGCAGUAAAUCUUUUCAAUAAAAGCUGUCUGGAUGUCUCAAGUUGUGUUGGGAAAUUUUUCAUAUUAGAAGCUUUCAGAUUAAAUUGCAUUGUCACCAAACUCUGUAAUCAUGAAAAUCUGUUGACCUAUAGAGUAACUUGUAUUAAAUUCUCCCUACAUUAUGAGCCAUUUCUUGCUACUGUGUACCUACUUCAUGGAUGCAUUUUGAACUUUAAUAUAGGAAGGGGAAGAAGAAGAUGAGGAAAAUGAUCCAGACUAUGACUCAAAGAAGGAUCAAAACCCAGCAGAGUGCAAGCAGCAGUGAAGCAGGAUGUAUGUGGCCUUGAGGAUAACCUGCACUGGUCUACCUUCUGCUUCCCUGGAAAGGAUGACUUUUCAUCAUUUGACAAGCCUAUUUCAAGUUUUUUUUUGUUGUUUGUUUGCUUGUUUUUGUUUUUGCAGCCUAAAAUAAAAAUGUCAAAUAUAAUUUUAGUUCUCACAAGAUAAUGUCUUAAUUUUGUACUAAUUCAGGUAGAAGCAGAGUCCUAGCUUGGAUUAAUAAGCCUUGUACCCAGUUUACCAUAUUGAAGAAAAGGGUGCCAACUUUGGAAGAGGUGCACUGCAUCUCCUAACAAGAAAGGAAAAACAGAGAGAGACAAAAUCUUAAAUGAUGUAAUGUUGUUUUUUAAAGAAAGAUUAAGAAGUUAAGUUUUAUUUCCUUCAGUUAGAAUGAGGGCGGGCCCCAGGCCUCUAUGGUUAAUUCCAGUUCUUUUUGCUUAAAGUAUUAGUAUGUUAUUUACCCAUGCUUCUGUUUACUGUGUAUUAAAAUGGGUAGUACUGUUUACUUAACUACCUCACAGAUGUGUUAGGCACAUUAAGUUCAAUUUUAUGAAAUGUUUUUCAACCUUAACAAUUUGGACCUAUUUGCACCACAAGUAUGAUAUUCAGCAUUUUAUUCAUACCAGGGUUUGAUAAAUAAACUGGAAAACAAAGGUUAAGUACUUUAUUCUGGAUGUGGUCAGGCAACACUCUUGGCCUUUGUGUGGCUCCUAUUUUAAUACAAGUAGAUGGAUAACCAACUAUUUCAAAAGGUCCAAGGAUUGUUUUUAGGUAUUUUAGUUAUGACCAUACUGUAGAAAUCAUGGGACUAAAAUAGAAAUAAGACCAUUUUUAGGGGGGGAAAUGCCAUUAAAUUUGAGACUGGAGCCACAUUUAAAAUACCUCAGGCUAAUUACUGUUAAUUUUUUGUGGUGAACUUAUGAAAAGCUUUGACAGUGAGAGUGAACUAAUUGGAUUGUAAUUAGAGGACAGCUUAGAGUUUCUGCACUUAAAUAAAAUUACAUUAGGUUCAUUUUUAGAGGUAAUACAGCUUCCAUUUUGAAAAUUUAGUACGAAGGUCUUAGAAUGUGAACACAUUUUGCUAUUUCUAUGGUACUAUCCAUUCCGCCCCUGAGAUUUUAAUUAACUACUGGAAAUCCUUAACCAGUUGCAAUAGUUUGUAGGGGGGAAAAAAAUGCCAUGAUAGCACCUUAAUGUUUUUCCUCUUCAUUUUCAAAGUGAUUUUGGUUGCUUUGAUUAGAUAUUCUGUGCUGAUUUUUUUUUUUGUACCCAGAGCUCAUUUGAACACAGCUGAACUUAAAAAUUUUUUUAACCUAAAGAUAGAAUUCCAUUUUAAAUGACCUUAAAGUAGCAAAACCACUACUUUUAUUUUUUUCAUUCCUUUAGGAAAUAGCUAUUGCCAAAGUGAAGGAGUAAACACUGUUUCGUCUUGUUAUAUAAAGGUGAUGUGGUUUGCAGAGGAAUUGUUCUCUUAAUAAAGUUGGAGUUUCAAGGGUUAUCAGUGUUCAUCUAUGCUAUCUCUCCAGUUCCAAAAUGGUUCUAUUCCAUUUUAGAAAUUUGAAAUAUGUAAUUUGAAAUCCUUAAUAAAAUUUGCAUUUAAUUUUAUAAAAUGUACUGGUGAUAUUUUGGGUGUUUUUUUUUGUUUUUUUUUUUUGUUUUAAGUGACUGCUUUUUUUUGGAAGAACACAGAGUAGAGAUGUUUAGAAUAGGUGGCCUGUAAAUUUCAAAUUAUGAGCAAACUCCCAAGGACUGCUAAAUGGAGUUUGUUACUGGAAGACUAGAAGGAAAGUCCACAGUUCUACAGAUUUUACUCUGAGUUAACCGUAGAUUUUUUUGAGACACUUCAAAUUUUAUCUUUAUAUUACAUUUUCAGUUUGUAGUUUUCUCUAGCCCAGGCACUGGCUGCCAAGAAGUUCUCUCAUUUUUUUUUUUCUCUAGAAAUGAUAAAAUCCAAUAUGAUCACCUAAAAAGUAAUACUGUGAAAACAUUUUUUUGACAUUUUAUGGUUAUUCAAAUAUGGUAAGUAAACAGAACACCAGUUCCAUAAAUUGUUAGUUUGUAGUUUAACAUGGGUGUCUGAAAGAAAAGAAUUCUGAGAAAUUACAUAAAUUGAUCUGGAUCACUGGAGCAGUAUUAGUGUUUGUGAUAAAAAUGUCUUUAAUUGUAUGGAAUUAAAUGGGAUUCUGCCUCUUUUUAGCUCAUUUAAUAACAAAUACACCUUGAAAAGGAGGUUAUAGCUUUGAUAGAAAUAUUUUCAUUCUGUGAAUAGGUUGACAUUGAUUGGUAUAUGAUAAGCCCCCUAAGAUAACUGAAUUAACUUUAUAUUACUGCUGCUUGUAAGACAGUAUCAAUUUGUGGGUUUAUCUGAGUUGUAGACCAUUUCCAUUGAAAACAUUAAACUUUGAAUUAUUGUUUGUGAAAACUUUAUUGUACCAUGCAGAAAUAUUACACUGUUUAAUAUUCAAAUAUUCUUUGAAUGGUUUCAGGACUCAAUUUAGAAUUCCAGUUCAUUUUUAUGGGUUAGUCCUAUAAAAAUUUUAGCCUUUAUUUUUUACUUUAAAUCAAUCCAGAUGUUAUUUUAAAUGUAUAGAAUAAAUGGAUAGCUUAGAGGAAGCACAUACAUUUCUUUAUAGGAACCUUAGAAAGGAAAAAUCACAUGCUAAUUUAGUUUUUUAACAAAUCUGCACUGUAUAUAUAUAUUUGGUAAUUGUAAACUGGAUUUUGUUUUGAAAAUACGUGUUCAUUAUUUAAUCAGCUUAACGUGUUCAUUAUUUAGAUAAUUUGCUACUUAAAGCACUAAGUCUCUAAUAGAAAAUGUGAAUGAUAACAGUGGAAUUAACUGAGCUUAAUUUAAUCAUUGUAUAGUGAUUUUGUAUACUGGUUUCAAAAUCCAGGUAUUAAACUAUAACUUGAGCAAAAAAACAAGUUCUUGGACUGAUUAAGGACCACUUCAGAGAAAUGAAAACAUCUUUGUUGGAAUGUGAAUUAUUUAAGGAUAAGUGUUUAUCCAUGAGAAAUUUUAAUUGAUGUAUUCAGUUAAUUAUAUUUUUAAAAAGUGCA
This is a messenger RNA of Hipposideros armiger (great roundleaf bat), 4633 nucleotides long. It is a transcript of the gene NAP1L1, whose product is annotated as nucleosome assembly protein 1 like 1. Gene Ontology annotation, cellular component: nucleus. Gene Ontology annotation, biological process: nucleosome assembly. The record is from RefSeq and is a predicted model, not a curated record. The transcript is spliced from 16 exons. NCBI's taxonomy places the organism in Eukaryota, Metazoa, Chordata, Mammalia, Chiroptera, Hipposideridae. Bases 111 to 1262 code for a protein of 383 amino acids.